UUGACAGGUGUACGUGUGGAAGUGUUUUCAUUAAUUUUUAUUUUUGUUGCGAUUUUUUAAUUAAAAAUUAACGUUAAAGCCCAGAAAGCACAAAAAUAAGUAGGGACAUUUAAAACUAUGUCUAGCAUGAUUUCUACUUGGACCCCUGAUAAAAAACACACGGAUGUUGAGAGAUGGAUUUGUAUAUACCCAGCAUACUUAAACAGCAAGAAAACUUUAGCAGAAGGGAGGAGGUUAUCCAAGGAUAUCUGUGUGGAGAACCCAACUCAUCAGGAGAUUCGAGACGUGCUGGCCACAACAGGGUUACGUAUUGGAGUUGAGAAUAAACUAUAUUCACGAGAGCGGAGCAAGGAAAUGUUGCACAGAGGAAGAAUCCGCGUGGAAAUAAAAAAUGAUGAUGGUACACCUAUAAAAUCUGAGUAUGCUACUAGAGAAGCAGUGAUGAAGCACAUAGUAGAAAAUAUCCCUAAACUCAAAACAAGGCAGAACAGACCAGCAGACCAACAGCCGCAGUCUACGCAGCAGGCCGCCAGCAAAAGCAAAGGAAAGAAGGGACGCCGAUAACUUAAAGAUUUUUAUUACAAAAGUUAUACAUAAA
Molecule: messenger RNA, 598 nt
Organism: Aricia agestis (brown argus)
Lineage: Eukaryota; Metazoa; Arthropoda; Insecta; Lepidoptera; Lycaenidae
Gene: Srp19
Product: signal recognition particle 19 kDa protein
Exons: 4
Coding region: 118-564 (148 amino acids)
Biological process (GO): SRP-dependent cotranslational protein targeting to membrane, signal sequence recognition; SRP-dependent cotranslational protein targeting to membrane
Cellular component (GO): signal recognition particle, endoplasmic reticulum targeting
Molecular function (GO): 7S RNA binding
Source: RefSeq, a predicted model, not a curated record